Messenger RNA from Sturnus vulgaris (Common starling), 2090 nucleotides. RefSeq names its product synoviolin 1 (gene SYVN1). Gene Ontology annotation, biological process: proteasome-mediated ubiquitin-dependent protein catabolic process; ERAD pathway. Gene Ontology annotation, molecular function: ubiquitin protein ligase activity. Gene Ontology annotation, cellular component: endomembrane system. The record is from RefSeq and is a predicted model, not a curated record. Lineage: Eukaryota; Metazoa; Chordata; Aves; Passeriformes; Sturnidae.
ACCGAAAGCUCUGUUUGAAAAAUCCCGUUUUUAUCACUCACAGGAGACGUUAAUGAGCUAAAAAACCUUUUAGAGGUUAUGGUCAAGCCCCAAACCCCCCUGAAAUCCGGGGCCUGUUGCAUCCCUGAUUUUGGGGGGAGGUGGGAGUUGGUUUUUGGGUUCAAUCCGAGUUUCUGGUGGUUUCCAGGCCGAGGCCAUGCUGUGCACAGCUCUGGUCAUGGCUGGGAGCCUGACCCCUGAUUCUGGAGAUGAACAGGGAUUGUUUUUGGAUUUAAAUCCCUGGUUUUCAUGGUUUCCAGGCCGAGGCCAUGCUGUGCACAGCUCUGGUCAUGGCUGGCAGCCUGGCUCUCACCACGGCCGUGGUUGCCCACGCCUAUUACCUGAAGCACCAGUUCUACCCCACCGUGGUGUACCUCACCAAAUCCAGCCCCAGCAUGGCCGUGUUGUAUAUCCAGGCCUUCGUGCUGGUGUUCCUGCUGGGCAAGUUCAUGGGCAAGGUUUUCUUCGGGCAGCUGCGAGCAGCAGAGAUGGAGCACCUCCUGGAGCGCUCGUGGUACGCGGUGACCGAGACCUGCCUGGCCUUCACCGUCUUCAGGGACGACUUCAGCCCACGCUUCGUCGCCCUCUUCACCCUCCUCCUCUUCCUCAAGUGCUUCCACUGGCUGGCUGAGGACCGUGUGGAUUUUAUGGAGAGGAGCCCCAACAUCUCGUGGCUCUUCCACUUCCGAAUAGUCUCCCUGAUGUUCCUGCUGGGAAUCCUGGACCUGUUGUUUGUCAGCCACGCCUACCACAGCAUCCUGACCCGCGGCGCCUCCGUGCAGCUCGUCUUCGGCUUCGAGUACGCCAUCCUGCUGACCAUGGUGCUCACCAUCUUCAUCAAGUACGUGCUGCACUCCAUCGACCUGCAGAACGAGAACCCCUGGGACAACAAGGCCGUGUUCAUGCUCUACACCGAGCUCCUCACCGGUCUGAUCAAGGUGCUGCUCUACAUGGCCUUCAUGACCAUCAUGAUCAAGGUUCACACCUUCCCGCUCUUCGCCAUCCGCCCCAUGUACCUGGCCAUGAGGCAGUUCAAGAAGGCCGUGACCGACGCCAUCAUGUCCCGCCGGGCCAUCCGCAACAUGAACACGCUGUAUCCCGACGCCACGGCCGAGGAGCUGCAGGCCAUGGACAACGUGUGCAUCAUCUGCCGUGAGGAGAUGGUGACAGGGGCCAAGCGUCUGCCCUGCAACCACAUCUUCCACACCAGCUGCCUGCGCUCGUGGUUCCAGCGGCAGCAGACGUGCCCCACGUGCCGCAUGGACGUGCUCCGAGCCCCGGGGCCAGCGCAGGCACCCCCGGAGCCACCGGGACCAGCGCCGGCACCGGCACCGGGAGCGGCGCCGGCAGGGCCACAGCCCCACAACUUUCCCCAGGGGCUCCUCCCUCCCUUUCCCCCGGGGAUGUUCCCGUUCUGGCCGCCCAUGGGGCCCUUCCCGCCCGUGCCCGGUGUCCAGGCCCCGGCCGGAACUGACGGCUCGGCCACGGCUGCUGGCACCGCUCCUGGUUCCCGUGCCGGUGACGCCGCAGCUGGUGCCGGUUCUGGCUCUGUGCCGGAGCCGGCCGGGGCCGGGGCCGGGGCCGUGCCGGGGCUGCCGCUGCCGCCGCCCUGGCUGGGGAUGCCAUGGCCACCCCUGUUCGGCGUGCCCCCCAUGCCGGUGCCCCCCGCCGGCUUUGCCGGGCUCACCGAGGACGAGCUGCGAGCCCUGGAGGGCCACGAGCGGCAGCACCUGGAGGCGCGGCUGCAGUGCCUGCACAACAUCCACACCCUGCUGGACGCGGCCAUGCUGCAGAUCAACCAGUACCUGAGCGUGCUGGCAACUAUCGGGACCCCCCGAGCAGCCCCCCGGCCGCCACCCCCCCACGAGGCCCCCCCGGAGGAGCCCCCAGCGCCGGGACCCUCGGGAGCCACCGGAGCUGCUGGAGCCACCGAUCCUGCCUCCCCCGAGGAUGAGGAGGACGUGGCUGAAGGCCCCGAGCCCCGCGAGGGCCCUGACACGGCUGAGCUGCGGCGGCGGCGCCUGCAGAGGCUGGGGACCCCCCCCCACUGA